CCCUCCCUAAAAGCCCACUCGGCCAUGUGGGAGUGCCAUGUGUUGUGAGUGUUCAGUGCGAGCGAAGAUGUCAGAACAAGAGCAGCAACUCGUUAAAAAGAAGGGUAAAACUAUUUCCACUAUUUGGAAGUACUUUGGCUUUCAGGAGUCCGACGUGGAGCAAAACAAAGUACAGUGCAGGAUUUGUUACCAGGUUGUGUUGGCACCACACGCUAACACAACCAAUCUCUUUAAUCAUCUGAAAUACAACCACUAAGUGCAAUACGACGUUACGCAAUGCCGUCUCGGUAUUAUUUCAGCAGGUCUGCGCUGCCUGCGCUAUUUGACAAAUGCCGUGGGGAAGUUGAGAGAGAUGUGGCUUCAGCUGACUACUUUGCCACCACAACGGACCUAUGGUCUAGCCGCACCAUGGAGCCAUACAUGAGCCUCACAGUUCAUUAUAUCGAUGCCGAUUUCAAUUUGAAGACAAAGUGUCUCCAAACCGCAUUUUUCCCUGAAGACCACACGGGGCAAAACAUCGCCCAUGGACUGAGGGAAGCGAUGGCUGCUUGGGGGUUAAAAGAGGAUCAACUCGUCUGUAUGACUACGGACAAUGCCGCAAAUAUAAAGCUGGCGGCUGAGGUCAAUGGAUGGAUGAGGCUCCAGUGCUUCGGGCAUAGACUCCACUUGGCCAUAGAGAAUGCAAUGAAGGAUCCCAGGAUCGGCCGUGCAAUGGGGCUUUGCAAGAAGCUGGUCAGCAGCUUCUCCUACAGUUGGAAAAAGAAGCGUGAACUUGCAGUGGCACAGCAGCAGCUGAAUCUGCCUGAACACUCCCUAAAGACAGAAUGUCCAACCAGAUGGGGAUCUAGGCAGGCCAUGAUCGACAGGGUCCUCGAGCAGCAGAAGGCCAUUGCCCAGGUCCUUUCCAGCGACCGAAAAACCAGACAUCUCUCCCUCACGUGACAGGACGUUGAUGUACUGGAGGCAAUCAAUAAGUCGCUUAGCCCUCUGGUGGAAUUCACAGACGCACUUUCUGGAGAGAAGUAUGUAAGUGUGUCUUUUUUUAAACCAACCCUGCACCUCCUCAACAACUCAUUGCUGGCAGUGCAGGAGGA
Messenger RNA from Trematomus bernacchii (emerald rockcod), 1094 nucleotides. Its product is annotated as zinc finger BED domain-containing protein 1-like. The transcript is spliced from 2 exons. The record is from RefSeq and is a predicted model, not a curated record. The coding region runs from base 277 to 942 and encodes 221 amino acids. NCBI's taxonomy places the organism in Eukaryota, Metazoa, Chordata, Actinopteri, Perciformes, Nototheniidae.